This is a messenger RNA of Harpia harpyja (harpy eagle), 4053 nucleotides long. RefSeq names its product SAM pointed domain containing ETS transcription factor (gene SPDEF). Gene Ontology annotation, biological process: cell differentiation; regulation of transcription by RNA polymerase II. Lineage: Eukaryota; Metazoa; Chordata; Aves; Accipitriformes; Accipitridae. The record is from RefSeq and is a predicted model, not a curated record. Bases 46 to 1059 code for a protein of 337 amino acids. Gene Ontology annotation, molecular function: DNA-binding transcription factor activity, RNA polymerase II-specific; sequence-specific DNA binding. The transcript is spliced from 5 exons. Gene Ontology annotation, cellular component: nucleus.
UCCUCUCCUCUCCCGGCAGGUUUGGACCCGGCGCUGAGCGGAGGGAUGGGCAGCGCCAGUCCCGGGCUGACCGCUCUGCCCCACGGCCGCCUCACCCAGCCGGACGCUACCCUGCUGCCCCCCCCCCAGGACCCCGACACCCGGAGCUGGGGCUGCCCGGAUAGCCCCAGCCCCCCCGCCACCCCUGAGCAGCCCCUGCCUGCUUUUUGCCUGCACUACUUUGACAUGCUCUACUCGGAGGACAUCGCCUGGGCCACCAAGGGCAUGGGGGAACCAUCCCAAAGCGGUGCCCAGGAGGGGCGAGGGGAGGCACAGAAGGAGCCGGAGCAAUGUCCCAUCAUCGAUAGCCAGGGUUUGGGGCUGGGGGCCGAGGGGGACCUGCAGGCCAGCCUGCACCUGGAGGAGCACUCGCUGGAGCAGGUACAGAGCAUGGUGGUGGGCGAAGUGCUGAAGGACAUCGAGACGGCCUGCAAGCUCCUCAACAUCACCGCAGACCCCGCGGACUGGAGCCCCGGCAACGUGCAGAAGUGGAUCCUGUGGACGGAGCACCAGUACCGGCUGCCGCAGAUCGGGAAGUCCUUCCAGGAGCUGUCGGGAAAGGACCUGUGUGCCAUGUCUGAGGAGCAGUUCUGCCAGCGCUCACCCGCCGGCGGCGACAUCCUGCACGCCCACCUCGACAUCUGGAAGUCUGCCGCCUGGAUGAAGGAAAAAGCCGCCCCAGGAGAUAUGAGAUACUGCGGAGGCGAUGCCAGCUGGGCGGACGGCGAGGUGGACUCGUCCUGCGCCGGCCAACCCAUCCACCUCUGGCAAUUCCUCAAAGAGCUGCUGCUGAAACCCCACAACUACGGUCGCUUCAUCCGCUGGCUCAACAAGGAGAAAGGCAUCUUCAAGAUCGAGGACUCGGCGCAAGUGGCCCGUUUGUGGGGCAUUCGGAAGAACCGCCCGGCCAUGAACUACGACAAGCUGAGCCGCUCCAUCCGGCAGUAUUACAAGAAAGGCAUCAUCCGAAAACCCGACAUCUCCCAGCGCCUCGUCUACCAGUUCGUCCACCCGGUCUGAGCGGUGGCGGUGGGACAGGCUGAGCCCUGGGAGGGACAGGGGACCUUCACCACCUCCCACUGCCUCCCAGCCACAGAAACCAUCUUCCAGCACUAAGGACGGCGGCUGGGGUGCCGAGAGGCUCACCCCACCCAGGACCUGCUGGCAACGGACCGGGGGACCCCCCCCCCUCAACUCCAAGCCUUGGAGGGGAGGGAUGAGCCCCCAGCUAAGGGACCGCCACCAACAUGCCCUGGUGCGGGGCAAGGACCGUGCAGAGCCCUCAUCUCCUGCGAGCGCUUCCAGGGGAAGGUGGGCAUGGAAUUUGGGGCCAGCGGAGGAGACGUGGGGUUGAUCGGGGUGAGAUAAAGGCAGAUGAAACUGUGGCUGUCGCAGGGCUCCCCACAACCUUGGUGCCCUUUGGCAGGGAUCGAAGGUGGGAUGGUGGCUGGGGUCACCCAGGGGAGGAGCUGGGGGACACAGAAGUCCCGUCCCCCAGGUCUCUUGCCCCCCCCAGCACAUUGUCCUCUCACCCCGCAGCCCCAGGGCUUCAUCAGGACACAGGGGCCAAGGGCACGUCCCAGCAGGAGACCUCAACAUCCCCAUGGCAUCAUGCCCCAGGGCUGCUUGGGGGGGGGACAUGACUCCACCGCGGCCACACUCCCCUCCACCCAGAUCCUGUCCCCAUGCCACCACCGGCCCGGCUGUGGGACCAGUGCCCAUCGGGAGUGACCCUAUGCCCUGCAGCAGGGCUGCCCUGGAUUUACCCCGACAAGCAGCUCCUGGCCCUUAGCCCUGUUCAGGGUGGGGGGCAGCGUGGCGGGGGGGGCUCUGCCCUUUGCCGCACCUCAACCCUCAGCUGCAAAGAAAGGGGCUGCCUGAAUUUUAGGGGGGAUGGCGGCUAGGCUCGUCCCUCCUUCCUCCCCUCCCUCCUGGGUGCUGGCUGUGGGUGGCUUCACCCUGGCCAUUGUUCAGGGAGGACAAAGCCCGGGCAUGAGCGGGGACAAUGGCACCCAUAGGGACAACGGCACCCGCAGGGACAAGGGCACCCGCAGCUGCCCUUGGCUGGGUCUGCGCUGACCCGACCCGUGCAGGAGCCGCCUGGCACCGGCAGCACCGCAGCACCCAGGGAUGCUGCCUGCCAUGGGAGCUGGGUGCGGGGUAACUGUGCCCUGGGUACCAUGGGCAUUCCCUUGGGAUAAGAGCAUCCCCAUCCCCGCUUCCCGCUCUGGGAUAUGCUCGGCUUCUCCCCUCCACAGGGAUUCGGGGCUGAAAACGGGCGUUUUGCAAAGGGAGCAGCUGGAAAACGUGGGCGUGGGGCCGUGCACGCGGGGGCAUCCCUGCAGGAGUGGGGGGUCCCCCACCCUUGGGCACGGGGACACCCAGAGCCCCCCGAAGCCCCCAGGUCCUUGGCCCUGGCACAGGGCUCUUCCCUUGAUUUGGAUUUUAUUUGGACUGCCUGAUUCCUGAGUUUGGGAAAAGGGAGAUGGCAGCUUUGCCAUUUUCCUCUGGACCGUAAAUCCGAAACGCAACCCGCCGAGCCCGGAUGGGGACGGAAAACUGGGGAUUGCUUAAACUGCACAUUUCACAAGAGUCUAAGUUACCUGGCAAUGUUGAUCUUUUAUAUUAUAAUUUUUUUAUUUGUUUAUUUGCUUUUUGGUUUUUGCUGGCGGCAAGUUGUGGUUUAGGUUCAAAUGAUGAGGGUAGACGGGCCCGUGUACCCACGAGAUGCUUUGUGGGAGUUUAAAAGGAAAAAACCACCUGGUUCUUGGUCUUCUGUUUUUAACUUAAAAUAGCUGCCUGUGACGGCUCCUGCCUUUUUCUUUUUGUUCUGCCUGUUUCAUACUGUUUACAUGGCAGAGGAGCAGAUGCACUUCGGCCAGCCUUGCAAGCAACCCAGCUGGAGGGCGGCUGCAGGGAGGAGAGGAGCAGGGGAAGGAGGAAAACUGCCUUGGCCUCUGGAAAAGGGGAAAAAAAAAAAAAGUGGGAAAAAAAAAAAGCAAAACGUGUCUUCUGAUUUCCUGCGUGCGACCACUGCUCCCGCAGCCAGCGUGGGGAGCACCAGGAGGAUGGGCUGGGGAUACUGGUGCCCCAAAUCCUGUGUCCUUCUCACAGGUCCUUUGGUGAGGUGGGUGAAGGCAGGUGGUUGCAUGUCCCUGCAGGGAAGGUGGGCAGGAAGGGGGUUAAAUGGCGAGGAAAGCUCCUGCCAGCUGGGGAGGGGGCACCCAGGGACACUGUGUCCCCAGGGACGAGGGGACCUGACCCAGCAGAUGCCCACUGCAGCAGAACGGGCAGCCAGCGCCGCGGGACUCACAGCCAGGUUCCUCCCCAAACCCCUUGCAGCUCCAGCCCUUAAAUAAGGGGAAAUAAAUCCCUUUUCUCUGCCCCCUCUCCAUCAGGAGCCCAGAGAGUGCCCCCCCCCCCCAUGCCCUGGAGGGUCCCACUCCCUCUGCCCCAUACCCCUCGGCCACUGCCCUGUCCUGGGGCUUCCCCAGCUCUCUGGGGAGGGAGACGGGUGAGUGACCUGCAUGUUGGUUUUCCUAAGGUUUUGAGGCUCGUAGGCAGCCGGGGGGCUCUAUUCCCUCUGCCAGCAUCAACUUGCCCCGUCCGGAUUUCCCCAUCUGCCCCUGCCCAGGGUACUGGGGAGCACUGGGUUGGGGGCUGCUGCUUUUGCUGGCACUGGGAAUGGCCCCCAAAACUGCUUUAUCUUGAAUCCCCCCAUGGGCUUCACAAGGCUUUGCCUGGCAGGUUGGCAUGGGGGUCCCCAAAGUCAGUGGCUGCUCCCCCUCUCCCACAGCCCCUUUGUCCCCCAGGACCCCAGCAAUGCAGCCGAGCCCCCCAUCCCACUGCACCCCAAAGUCUCAGGGUAGAGGCGUCCCUAGUUUGGGGGUGCAACGGCUGCGACUGUGGCUCCCCAGGGCGUUGGGGGGCUCAAGCACCCGCCCCGGGCAGGGGGGUCCGUAACCCCAACAGCCACCUCCACGGGGGGGUGAGACCGGCGCACAGAGGCAAACG